CUAACCCAUUCAGCUGUGGUGAUAUUCUGCAUUGCAUAAGAACAGGACACAGGAGAAGAAAGUUUAACAUUUUUACUUAAGCAAUAAAAAAAAAAAAUAGAUUCGCAAAAGUGAUGUUUAUCAAAAGUAAUUUUUGAAUUUGUUUCUAUACUUCAAUAUCCAUCAUUUUUACACAGUGCACACAAUGCCCCUGCCUCUUAAAGCCCUGAAAAACAGUGCCGGUACCUUUUUCAUUAAGAAUUACAGCUUCAUUCUCUACUAUAAAGCAGCAGUGUUCAAAGCCCAGUGUGUUCAUCUUUUUGCUCGUGGACGUCCGACCUCAAGGGGCUGAACAGAAGAAAAUAUUUCCACGUCCAAGAAGGCUCCGAGUCACACCCACCUAUGAACCAAUGGUAGUUCGAAGGUGUUCACCAGCAAUAGUAAACGGUUCCAGAAAGUUUGCCUUUGCAAGCUGUUUCAAACUCCUGAAACAAACACAACACAAACUUGGUUUUGGCCUGAUUUUGUUCAAAAUUAUGUCGCACCAGGUUGUUCUUCGAUUUUGUUUGAAGUGAAUGGGGGUCUUACUCAUGUUUUCUCUCAACAUGGGCUCAGGAGAGGUGUCAGUUUUUGAAAAAGAAACUCAGAUAUUUUGGAGUAAAUUUAAAAGCAAUGCGUUACUUUACCCCCAACACUGAUUAUUUAUUUUACUUAUUUUUUAAUUAUUUAUUUUUUUAAACCAAUUUUCCACGGACUCCCUAGCACUCCCUGGUGGCCCCCUUAAAAAACCCUUGCUCCACAGUACAAAACAUUGCAUUUCAAUAUCACCACAUUCAGGCUUCCAUUUGCAAGUUUUCAUUAUGCAUUCACCUUUUAAUUAGCUGCAUAAAAUAAGAAAGAAAAGAAAAAAACAUACAUUUAAAUAAACCAGUAAUAAUGGUUGACUCCAUCGUUUCAAAAGUGGUUCAUGCAUUCAUUAAAUACUAUAUUAUUGUUUGUGUCCAGAACAUUUUAAAAAUAAAUGUGGUUACUUCCAGGUCCUUUCCUGCUGCCUGCCCGUAUAAUGCCCCAGUGUUGGCAGUGCCCACUUUGAAUAUGAUGGCUGCCCAGUCUGUGUCCAUAGACAAAUAUCAAGAGGGAGACCAGCAGAUGGAGGUAAUGGAGCAGCCGGAGAGUGACCUUGAAAAGGGCUUUGCCAAUGGAAGCACCGGAAGCUCCAGCAGUCCUGUGUCCUCUGAACCACAAACACAGAUGGAUGUCGACAAAGCCUGUAUAUAUAGACAUCCUCUAUUCCCUCUCUUGGCUCUGCUGUUUGAGAAGUGUGAGCAGUCGACUCAGGGCUCUGACUGUGUGACAUCUGCAAGUUUUGACGUUGACAUUGAGAACUUUGUCCGCAGUCAAGAGAAAGAGGGCAAAGCUUUCUUUAGUGAAGACCCUGACCUCGACAACUUGAUGGUCAAAGCCAUCCAGGUGCUGAGGAUUCAUCUGUUAGAGCUAGAGAAAGUGAGUGACCUGUGCAAGGACUUCUGCAGCCGUUACAUUUCCUGCCUCAAGAGCAAGAUGAACAGCGAGACACUACUGAGUGGAGAACCUGGCAGCCCGUACUCUCCAGUCCAUGACCAGCUGGUCAACUCUUUUUCUAGUGCCCUCAGCCCCCAAGGCCUUGUGGUGCCCUCACCAGGUCCUCAACAAGGCAAUGUUACAGUGACAGCAGUCAAUCCAUCACAAGUCGUCCCAGGUAAUACAAUAUAUCAGCCAGUGACUAUGGUCACACCACAGGGACAAGUGGUGACACAAGCCAUCUCACCUGGAACAUUACAUAUGCAGAACUCACAGUUCCAACUUCAGUUCAAUCAGGACUUGAGUUUCUUCGGAGGAGACGACAGCUCGCCUAAAAACAAGCGUGGUGUUCUCCCCAAACAAGCUACCAACGUCAUGCGCUCCUGGCUCUUCCAGCACAUUGCGCACCCCUAUCCCACUGAAGAAGAGAAAAAGCAAAUUGCAACUCAAACAAACCUGACUUUACUCCAAGUCAACAACUGGUUUAUUAAUGCUCGAAGACGGAUCUUGCAGCCAAUGCUGGAUGCCAACUCGACAGAGUCAGCUAAAACCAAGAAGAAAGCUCAGAGCCGGCCUCUUCACCGCUUCUGGUCCGACACCAUCGCCUCGACUGGAACCCAGCAGCAGCUCACAAUGCCAGACGGUAGUGUGGUUACAGUGGGAAUGAAUGUAGACGGCUUCCAGGCACUUUCAUCAGACGGAGCGACCCUUGCCAUGCAGCAAGUCCUGAUGGGAAAUCACAGCGAGGAUGAAACGGAAGAAAGCUGCAAUGAAGACGACACAGAUUUGUCUUCUGCCAACAUGACCGGGCUGGGUUUAGACGUUAGUGACUAAGCCACGUGGAUUGCAGGUCACACACUGCAUGCUUACAUUUACAUCGUAAAACUUGCACAUGCCGCUUGUUGCAAGAGAUCCAGUCCCCUCGUAGAUUUUCAGCAAAGCUGAUACUUGUGCACUACAGAAAAAUUAGGAGUACUGUACGUUGGCCUAUACGUUACACAAACCGUUUACAGAGAGCACAGCGUUACUGAGAGGUGCAGUGUGUGAGGAGUUGUGUUUCAUGUGCAGGUGUGUGCACUUUUAUACAGAUACACUUCUAGAAAAUUGCAAAAAUGGAACACAGGAAAGAUUUUAAGCUUCUUUAGUGAAUGUUUGGUAAUGAUUUUGUUGUCUAUUAACUCAUUUGAAUGCCAAGAAUUUAAGAGUUUGUCGUUGUGCUGGUUUUAUUCACACUGCAUGUUCAUGUUUUCUUCAGUAUGCUCACGCUUGUAGAGAGCCUCCGUGGCGGAGAAAAGAGAUUAUUUUUAUAUAUGAAUGUUGUAAAAUAAAAAAGGUGUUUUUUCUUUUUUUUUUUUUUUUUUUUUUAGUUUGUGUUUUAUAGGGAAUAUUUAUGUACAGAAACUAUACUCCUAUGCCCUGUUUUCAGGGGAUUACUUGCAUUUUUUUAGAAAAAAAAUUGAAAAAUGAUUUAUAAUUAUGUAAAUUGGUUUUAUCGCUCACUUACAAAAUGCCUUACGUGUUCUUUUGUAAAACUAUUACGCUGAUAAGCACAGAAAGCCUGAUAUAUUGACUAAAUUGAGUAAUAUCAGAAAUCAAAGUCUCUUCCAGUAAUCUUUCCGUGUGCUGAAGAUGUUCCUUCGUUUCAGAGGGACUCGUUGUUUUUGCUCUACAGGCGAACGUAGUGUACAAAGCUUCCCAUAUCGGUCAGUUUUAUGAAAUAUGCUUUGGAAAUGAAGAUGGCAUAAAAUGUCCAUAUUAAAGUCAAAUAAAGGUCAAGUCUGAAUAUUUUGUCACCAUUUUACAUUAAAUGUUGUGAAUUGUGUACUGUUUUUGAACAAUUAUUUAAUUACUGUAAACACUACAAUAGUAUAACAUUAAAGUUUUACAAAGAUUUGCAAAUAUGAAAAUACUUUCUGCAUGGAUGGGGCCUUUGUCCCUUUUUGUCCGUAUUUAUUGCAUUAGACAAAAGCACAUUGUCAUGUUCUGUCUCGGGAAACACUCGUGUAAGUAAUUACUCAUGACACAACAGAGCAUUGUUUGACAGGUAUUUCUUAAAACAAUAGCAAGUACUGUAUAAGACUACUUACACCAAAUAAAACUUUUCCAGAUUUGAGUGCAUGUAAUAUAAAA
Molecule: messenger RNA, 3669 nt
Organism: Pimephales promelas (fathead minnow)
Lineage: Eukaryota; Metazoa; Chordata; Actinopteri; Cypriniformes; Leuciscidae
Gene: pknox1.1
Product: pbx/knotted 1 homeobox 1.1
Biological process (GO): regulation of DNA-templated transcription
Molecular function (GO): DNA binding
Source: RefSeq, a predicted model, not a curated record